AGAGGACCCGGCAGCAUGGCCCUGGUCCCUGCCCUGUGGCUGGGCCCUCUGCUCAUGGCUUCCCUUGGGGGGACCUCAGCUCCAGCCUCUCUCCUUAGGCGCCUCAGAGAGCACAUUCAGCGUUUUCAGGAGAGCUCUGCCCUGGGCCUGAGUCUGGAUCCGGGGGUGGCGGCCCUCCCUAGAGAGGGGUGGCUGGAGCAGCCCCUGGACCCCUUCAAUGCGUCUGACAGGAGGUCCUUCCUACAGCGGUACUGGAUAAACGACCAGCACUGGGCCAGCCGGGAUGGACCCGUUUUCCUGCAUCUGGGAGGCGAGGGCAGCUUUGAUCCUGGCUCAGUGAUGAGAGGGCAUCCUGCAGCCCUGGCCCCAGCCUUGGGGGCCCUGGUGAUAGGCCUGGAACACAGGUUUUAUGGCCUGAGCAUACCUGCUGGGGGCCUCACCAUGCCCCAACUCCGCUUCCUGUCCAGCCGCCAUGCGCUGGCCGACGUGGUCUCCGCCCGCCUCGCGCUCUCCCGCCGCCACAACGUCUCCUCUUCCAGCCCCUGGGUCUGCUUCGGAGGCUCCUAUGCCGGCUCCCUGGCCGCCUGGGCGCGGCUGAAGUUCCCGCAUCUCCUCUUCGCCGCGGUCGCCUCCUCGGCCCCGGUGCGGGCCGUGCUGGAUUUCUCCGCGUACAACAAGGUGGUGUCCAGGAGCCUCACGAACACUGCCAUCGGCGGGUCUCUGGAAUGCCGGGCGGCGGUGUCCACGGCCUUCGCGGAGGUGGAGCGACGGUUGCACGUGGGAGAUGAGGCCCGUAAAGCCCUGAAGGCUGAGCUGGGUGCCUGCUCGUCCCUGGGCCGCUCGGAGGACCGGGCGGAGCUGCUGGGGGCGCUGCAGGCGCUGGUGGGGGGCGCAGUGCAGUAUAACGGGCAGGCGGGGACGCCGCUGAGCGUGCGGCAGCUCUGCGGACUCCUGCUCGAGGGCAAGCCCUACCGCGGGCUGCGUCGGGCGGUGCAGGUUGUCAUGCACAGCCUGGGCCAGAGAUGUUUAAGCUUCUCCCAAGCAGAGACAUUGGCACAGCUGAAGGUCACAGAACCCCAAGUGUCCGGUGUGGGUGACCGGCAGUGGUUGUAUCAGACAUGUACUGAGUUCGGCUUCUAUGUCACCUGUGAAGACCCCACAUGUCCUUUCUCCAAACUCCCAGCACUGCCCUCCCAGCUGGAGCUGUGUGAGCAGGUGUUUGGGCUUUCAACCUCAUCCAUAGUCCAGGCUGUGGCUCAGACGAACUCCUACUAUGGUGGCCAGACCCCAGUGGCCACCCAGGUGCUGUUCGUGAAUGGGGAUUCGGACCCCUGGCAUGUGCUGAGUGUAACACAGGCUUUGGGACCCUCCGUGUCAGCCCUUCUCAUCCCCAAUGCCUCUCACUGCUUGGAUAUGGCACCUGAGCGGCCCUCAGACACCCCCAGCCUCCGCCUAGGGCGCCAGAGCAUCUUGCAGCAGCUGCAGACCUGGCUCAAGCUGGCAAAGAAGAGCUUGGUUAGGGGUGAGGUCUGAGCACCGCACCCUCGCCACUCCCUGCUGCCGACCUCAGACCACGACAUAUUGUUCACUGGACAGGAGAAAGCAGCUUGUUUAAGAAGAGGAAAUUCCCAAGAAUUGGCAUUCAGCAUCUGUUCCGAGUAUAACUGACUUGUGUAUGCAACUAUCCUCACUCCCAGCUAAAAUGGCUCUGUUACAGACAAGAAGUUCUGCAAAUAUAACUGGGUGUUUACUCUCAUUGUGGAUGUCAGUAUUUCAAUGGCAAAUGUCAGGGAAAUGUCACUGUUCAUGCUGGUGCCCUCCCCCCACUAAUCUAAGUCUGAUGCUCACAUUCUGCUCUGCCGCCAGGCGGGCGCCUUCUGCUCAUCCCUCUCUGGCCCCUGGGCCCUGCCCUACCUGCUUUUGCUCUGCUCAUUAAAAGGCAUUCUUAAGAAAUGGAAAGACAAGUGAAAGAGUGAGUGAAAACCUGCAUAAUACAUAUAUCUGACAAAGGACUUGGGUCUAGAUUAUUUAAGGAAAUCCCAGAAGCCAAUAAUAAAAAGAUGAGUGAAUGACAAAUGGGCAAAGCACUUGAAUAAGCACUUCAAUUUUAAAAAUACCUGCAUAAAAACAAAGAAAAAAUACACGUGUGGUCAAUAAGUACAUGAAAAAGAUGUCCAACCUGAUUAGUCAUUAGAGAAAUGUGAAUUAAAACCACAGUAUUACCUUACACCCAACUGAAUUACAAGCAAAUAAAACAAACCCCCUAAAAGUUCAAAAGAUGAGGAUGUCACCCUGCCUAGUUUUGGAGAAUUUUUAACUCGGGUUUUGAGUUACAUUUGAUUAUGAGUCAGAAUUUCCAUAUUUUUAUUUUAACAAAUAAUGCGAGGGGGGAAAAUGCACUGUGAAUGAAAACAUACCAAAAGAAAAAUCAUUCAAAAGUAUUAGUUUUGGGGACACCCAGGAAAUAAGUAUGUGACUCUGAUAUAUCUUGUAAAGCAAGCAUUCAGCAUGGUGUUUCGAUAGUGGAGUGGUUAUCACAUUCACCUGACACGCGGAAGGUCCCAGGUGGAAACAACUCUUGCUCAAGGUCUUUUGUAUUUGCAUCUCUCCUCUAAAUGCCUAAGCCUUUGAGGUUUCCAAAAAGUCCUCCUCAGAGGAGCACCGCUGAGAUCCAUGUCCUCAUGUUUUAAUGCUUAUUUAUGUUGUCAAUCUGGGAAUUUAUCCAGAGAAUUUCUAAGAAUCACAACUCCAACUCCACCAAAUUAUAUUUAAAAAUCAGAUCCUUCCCUCUUAGCAUUGCACUUUAGCGAUUUUUUGUCAUCUGGAUCCAAGACCUUUUAUGGUAUGUGGAUAGAUGGCAGAUGAUUGAUAGAUAAAUAAUGGAUAAGUAGAUGGACAAUAGAUAGUGGAUGAUAGAUAACAGAUGGAUAGAUCCUAGAGAGACAGUUGAUGAUGAAUAGGUUUGACAGAUAGGAGAUAAAGAAAAAAGGA
Messenger RNA from Pipistrellus kuhlii (Kuhl's pipistrelle), 2991 nucleotides. It is a transcript of the gene PRSS16, whose product is annotated as serine protease 16. Gene Ontology annotation, molecular function: serine-type exopeptidase activity; dipeptidyl-peptidase activity. The transcript is spliced from 12 exons. Lineage: Eukaryota; Metazoa; Chordata; Mammalia; Chiroptera; Vespertilionidae. The coding region runs from base 16 to 1533 and encodes 505 amino acids. The record is from RefSeq and is a predicted model, not a curated record. Gene Ontology annotation, cellular component: endosome; lysosome. Gene Ontology annotation, biological process: proteolysis.